AUGCGGCUUCUUUUCUUCUCUGUGAUUGUACUUGUACAGAUCACUGCAAUCGAAAUCAGCGAAGAGUACGAUCGAUGUAAAAAAGAGGGUUUUGGAAAUGAGACUCUCGUUUGUGAUCUUGAUAAUCGAUUAUCCGAACGAACGACGGCUAAACUGAACUUUUUACUCAACGAUCUUCGAGAUAGUGUUCCAUGUAAAUGUGAGACUGGAUGUAAACGAGAGGAUGGUCGGGGAGGAUAUUUCGGUCUGCUCAUGAUAACCGACUCAAAAAUG
Messenger RNA from Mesorhabditis belari, 273 nucleotides. The record is from the annotation of a GenBank genome assembly. NCBI's taxonomy places the organism in Eukaryota, Metazoa, Nematoda, Chromadorea, Rhabditida, Rhabditidae.